Molecule: messenger RNA, 507 nt
Organism: Argentina anserina (silverweed cinquefoil)
Lineage: Eukaryota; Viridiplantae; Streptophyta; Magnoliopsida; Rosales; Rosaceae
Product: dirigent protein 19-like
Exons: 1
Coding region: 1-507 (168 amino acids)
Source: RefSeq, a predicted model, not a curated record
AUGAGCGACAGCAUCAUCAAAGAAAUUGAAGAAAUUGACCACUGGUAUCAAAAGCUCCACCACUCAAAACCGAAGCUGACAAAGCUCCAGUUCUACUUUCACGACACCAUUUCAGGGCCGGCUAAAACCACAGUCACGGUAGUCCCACCACCGGAGCCAUCCACCACCUUGUUUGGGCAAAUCAACAUGUUUGAUGACCCGUUAACCAUGGGACCCGAACCCACAUCGAAGCUCCUGGGUCGUGCCCAGGGACUAUAUGCUUUCGCGUCCCAUGAUGAAAUCAGUUUACUUAUGGCUGUGACUUUUGUUCUUACGAGUGGCAAACACAACGGCAGCAGCUUCACCAUCUUGGGGCGCAAUGCAGUGGAGCAUUCCACGCGAGACUUUCCGAUCGUCGGUGGAACCGGACAUUUCCGAUUGGCGCGAGGGUUUGCGAUUGCACAGACUUAUCUUGUGAAUGCUAGUGUUGCUAUAGUGGAAUAUAAUGUUGCGAUUAUGCAUUAUUGA